ACGGAAUUUGUGACUAACUUUAUCUGUUAUGGUGCCUCUGAGGAGAUAACAUGAAAAUUGUUGUUAAAAAAGAAAUGAAAUUGCUUUAUGUUUAUGUACGAUUUGCAUAUCUGGGCCGGUAUUCAUAAAGCUACAUAGGAACAAAUAUGCCUUAGUUAUUGAGAUUUGCCUUAGUUUUCUACAUUUUCUCCUAAGUUGAUAGGACAUAUCUUAAGUGUUAUUCAUAAAGCACCUUAGUCUAAAAAUCUCCUUAAUUCGAUCAUGUUUUCCUUAAGUUGAUGAUUUUUUUACCUUAAAAUGUAAGGUACCUAAACAUGUACCUGUACAUGUAUGGAAGGGAAAACAAAAAUGGUGGAUUAGAAGCCGACACUUUUCUUUUCGGUUAGAUACAAGAUAUUUGUGGUAAGAUUCCAAACAAAAUUUUAGCCUAAGACCUAAGCACAUAUUGAUAUUAUAAAUAUCACAACAGCUUUAAUCGUACCGGACAGCGUAGUAUAUGUAAACUUCCGGUGAAUUUUCAACGAAAAAAAGACAAAGAUCCACCAAGAUUUUGCGGUCAUCUUAAGCGUAGGAAAUGCUGCCAGAAAAUAUCUAGGAUGCUACGGAUAGAGGAAUAUGUAAAUUUCGUCAUUGUACAUUAACAAAUCAUAAAUACUGUUAAGCUGCUAGAAAAUCCAUAUCAAAAUAAUAGGCUGUCAAACUAUUAGCUUAAAUUCAUUCGCUCAUCGAGUUGAAACACCAUGGAACAAUUUACUAGCUGAGCUAAUAAAUGAAAAAACUGUUGACACUUUUAAAACAAGGCCUGACGAGCACUGGAUUAAUAAACGUUAUGAUAUGUCAGAUAUAUACUGAGAGAAGUUUUGAAUUUUAAUGUUUCUGACCAGGUGCAAAAUACCUAAUAAAUUCAGCAGUAUCUAUACCAAAGAAAAAUAUAAGCACCAGUUAUCGACUGUAUAAAUAGGGAAUCGACACAGACCGGAGCCGUCGACGAGAGAUAACAGAAAUUGAAUGGGGAAUAUACAUGUACGCCAUAGCAGGGCGUCGAAAAUUCCCCUGUCAACAAAAGGUAACAAAAGGUUUAAAAGUAUUUUUGGAAUUGCCUUUCUACUUGUGCUCUCAAUAAACUUUAUAUGGAUGGCUUCAUCAACAACUGCGACAAUGUUAUCAUUGAAAAAUGUGUUCAAAGAGGAUGAAUUAGUAAAUAAAUCAACUAAGAUUAGGCAAAAAAUUAAAAGGAUAGCUUUUUUGAAAAUACCUAAGACUGGUUCAAGUACAUUUUCAUGCAUAUUCGUCAGGUUUGGAAUAAAUCAUAAUCUUACAGUGUUUCUUGCAAGGAACAAUUUUAUAUCAGACAUUCAACAAAAGCUUUUAGUAGAACACGGACAACAUUUUGAUAUUUUUGCUACGCAUACAAUAUAUAAUUAUUAUUUUUUCACUCAAAUCGUCCCUGAUCCUGCAAUAAUAGGAAGUGUUCGUGAACCGGGUCAAAGGGUUAUCAGUCACGCCUUUUUUCAACACAAGUACAGAACUUUGCGAAGACACAUGGAACUUUCUGCACAAAGAUUUAUCGAUGAAAUUGUACUUAAUACGUCAAUGUACGGACUUCAAAAUUAUAUGUCCUCUUACUUUGGAAUAAGCAACAGCGAAAUCGAUAGCCGUCUUUCGCAAAAAAUCAUAAAAACUCUAAACUCUGAAUUUUUAAUCGUACUUAUUUUAGAAAGAAUCCACGAGUCCCUAAUUCUUUUAAAACGACUUCUUAAUUGGUCGUUUGCAGACAUAAUUUAUGCAAAGAAAAGGACAACUGAUCACCAGCAAGUGUUUCUUAACAAAAGUCAGACAGAACACAUUCGAUCCACAAACAAAUUGGAAUAUGAAAUUUAUGAUUACUUUUCAAAUGAGCUUACCCGAAAGAUAAAAAAACAAGGAAAUGACUUCAAGGGCGAAGUUGGUCAUUUUAAACAUAUUCUCAAUGAAACGAGAGUAUUUUGCGAAAACGCGUCUACGUAUGAGAAAAUACAUAUAUUUCCUCAAUCGAAAUGGGAUGCAAGUUUUUCGAUUAGUCUUGAAGAUUGUAAUAUGAUAUUCAAAAUGGAUAUGAGAACAUUUAAAGCAGGCAAUACAUUUAUCCGUUUUACAUAAGUGAGAUUCCUAAGUUAACUGUUGCUUUUAUUUAGUCCAACGUAUCUCAUUACCUCAUACCUAUAUAGAUGAACAUAGACAGAUAUCUAUGAUUCUUUUCGGUAUUUCCUCAAAUAGUUAAAAGUUAACAAGGGCAUAGACAAGACAAUUUAAUGAUUUUGUUGAGUAUAUAUGUACAAUCAACACGUCUUUUAUUUGUCCGUUGUGUCAAUUAACUUUCUGAUAUUAUCGAAUUUAUAUUGAGAAACAGAAUUACAUUCUGACAAUAAGAUCAUCUGUCAUUUUAGUAAAUGAUGAACUUUUA
Mercenaria mercenaria is the source of this 2443-nucleotide messenger RNA. Its product is annotated as galactose-3-O-sulfotransferase 2-like. Gene Ontology annotation, cellular component: membrane. Lineage: Eukaryota; Metazoa; Mollusca; Bivalvia; Venerida; Veneridae. The transcript is spliced from 2 exons. Gene Ontology annotation, molecular function: galactosylceramide sulfotransferase activity. Gene Ontology annotation, biological process: glycolipid biosynthetic process. The coding region runs from base 1009 to 2139 and encodes 376 amino acids. The record is from RefSeq and is a predicted model, not a curated record.